Messenger RNA from Brassica oleracea var. oleracea, 903 nucleotides. RefSeq names its product protein CUP-SHAPED COTYLEDON 1. Gene Ontology annotation, molecular function: DNA binding. Gene Ontology annotation, biological process: regulation of DNA-templated transcription. The record is from RefSeq and is a predicted model, not a curated record. Lineage: Eukaryota; Viridiplantae; Streptophyta; Magnoliopsida; Brassicales; Brassicaceae.
AUGGAUGUGUUUAAUGGUUGGGAGAGAUCAAGAUUAGAAGAUGAAACCAUAAUGCCACCGGGGUUUAGGUUUCAUCCAACUGAUGAAGAGCUCAUCACUUACUUCCUCCUUAAGAAAGUCCUUGACUCCAACUUCUCCUGUGCCGCCAUUUCUCAAGUUGAUUCAAAGCCUUGGGAGCUUCCAGAGAAAGCGAAGAUGGGCGAGAAAGAGUGGUACUUCUUCACACGAAGAGAUAGGAAGUACCCAACCGGGCUGAGAACGAACAGAGCAACAGAAGCUGGUUACUGGAAGGCAACUGGUAAAGACAGAGAGAUCAAAAGCUCAAAGACAAACUCGCUUCUGGGGAUGAAGAAAACUCUCGUCUUUUACAAAGGCAGAGCUCCUAAAGGUGAGAAAAGCUGUUGGGUCAUGCAUGAGUAUCGCCUCGACGGAAAGUUCUCAUACCAUUACAUUACUUCCUCUGCUAAGGAUGAAUGGGUUCUCUCCAAAGUUUGUCUGAAAAGCAGCGUAGUUAGUAGAGAAACGAAGUUGGUCUCUUCUUCUUCCGUUUCCGUCACUAGUAUUAGUUGCUCCUCUUCCACCGGAUCUUUAAUUGCUCCGGUUAUUGAUGCCUUUGCGACUGAGCACGUGUCCUGCUUCUCCAAUACCUCUGCAUCGCAUGUUGAUGCGAGCUUUCCUAUAUACCUUCCCGCUCCACCACAAUCUCUGCCACGUCAACCUCGCCGCAUUGAUGACGUGGCGUUUGGUCAGUUUAUGGGUCUGGGAUCGACUGGACAGUUCAACAUCGACGCAGCGUUCUUACCGAAUCUACCUUCUCUGCCACCGACGUUUCUUCAUCCUCCUCCUCAGUAGUACGCCCCGUACGGUGGAGCCGCCGUGAGUUGCUGGCCGUUUGCUCUCUGA